Molecule: messenger RNA, 755 nt
Organism: Salvia miltiorrhiza (redroot sage)
Lineage: Eukaryota; Viridiplantae; Streptophyta; Magnoliopsida; Lamiales; Lamiaceae
Product: iron-sulfur assembly protein IscA-like 1, mitochondrial
Exons: 3
Coding region: 136-507 (123 amino acids)
Biological process (GO): iron-sulfur cluster assembly
Cellular component (GO): cytoplasm; mitochondrion
Molecular function (GO): 2 iron, 2 sulfur cluster binding
Source: RefSeq, a predicted model, not a curated record
UUUAAGAGGUUUACCCAUGACCCGACUCGUGCCCCAUUAUUGAACCCGGGUCAAACAUUACAAGGGACUGUUUGGCUGUAAAAUUUGGGAUGCGAAAGCAACUCCUCUCCUCAACAGAAGCGUAGGAUCGGAGCUAUGAUGCGAAAGCAAGUCCUCUCCUUAACGGAAGCGGCGGCUUCUAGAAUACGCCGCCUCUUAGACCAGCGCCAGCGCUCUUUCCUCAAGCUCGGCGUCAAGGCUCGCGGCUGCAAUGGUUUAUCCUACACCCUUAAUUAUGCCGACGAAAAAGGGAAGUUUGAUGAGUUGGUUGAGGACAAAGGCGUAAAGAUAUUGAUCGACCCAAAAGCCCUGAUGCAUGUGAUAGGAACUAAGAUGGACUUUGUUGACGACAAACUGAGAUCCGAGUUUCUUUUCAUAAAUCCGAACUCUAAAGGGCAGUGCGGCUGUGGAGAAUCCUUUUUGACCGCGAGCAAAUCAGACGCAGCGAAGAGCAGUGGUAGCUCAUGAAUAUAUACAAGUCUUGUUUUGGAUCUGCAAUUCUUCUACAGAUACAUAUAUUAGAGAAGGAAUUGCAUAUACAGGAGAAGCUUAUUUUGGAGCAAGGGCUGAGAAAUUCUUGUGAAUCACAAUUUAUUUUAGAAUUAUAGUGACAUUGAUUGUAUCUUUUGUGCUUUAAUGAUGUAUAUUACUCAAUAUCAAUAAGCUGUAUCGAGAUAUUCACAUGGGAAAUAAAUAAAUCGAUUUGCAGAUCUUAA